AUGGACACCCGAUUCCAACCCGAAGGUUUGUCCUUCGACAACAAACCCUCAUCCAACCCCGAUUUCGACCCUACUCAUGGCUCAGACCAAUAUCCUCUUCGGCCAGACCAACAGCAAGGUCCAUACUCUUAUCCAAACACACAACAGCAACCUCAAUACUCUCCUUCGGCUCAGCAGCCAGGCCAGUAUGGACAAUUAUCAGGCCCUCGUGUAGCAACAGGACAACACCAAGCACCGUUUGGCCUACCCACUGGUCCACGAUUGUCAAAUCCCCCGCAAGGACGCAAUUCUCAGGGACCAGUGAACAACCAGACCCGUGCGUCCAAUCCCUUCCCAGCCCCGCUACAGCACGGAAAGCAGCCAGCUCAGUACAUGCCUACAUCGGGUCCUCAACAAGAUCAGUACCAGUCUGGACAGACCACUCGCUCCAGCACCUGGGUACAGACACCAGGUGAUUCAUAUCGAUCCGGUUCUAGGUACUUUCCUGGGUCUGCUGAUGCCUAUAGGUCCUCGAUGGACAAGAAGGAUAGGCCAUCACAACCAGGAAAUCCUUUUCAGGAGCAAUCUUCGUUACCACCACCGUCGGUAUCAACAACGCGAGACUCCAUUGAUAUCGAAAAACAAAAGCAUGAAGACCCAUCUGCUUAUUGGGACAAGCACACAAAGAUUCCAGGCAAGAAAGAUCCCAACCAACCGUAUCUUACCUUUGGCCAGCGCAUUAAACAUUUCACCUGGGCCAAUUAUACUUUGACGAUGGCGACCGGUGGUAUUGCAACGUUGAUAUCAAUCCAGCCACACUCUUUCCCUGGAUUGAUCACAAUCGGUGCUGUAUUCUAUGUUCUCAACAUUGUUCUUUUCACGGCGAUCAGCUUGACGAUGGUCAUCCGCUUUACCAAGUAUGCUGGUACUUUCAAGAGCUCGAUCAUGCAUGAGCGGGAGGGUCUUUUCCUAGGGCCAUUCUUCCUUUCUAUUGCAACUCUUAUUACAUCAACACAAAAGUAUGUCAUUGAAUCAUACGAGAUGGAUCAUCCGAACCGAGAAUGGGCCGUCACGACGAUGUCUGUGGCAUUCUGGGCAUACACAUUUAUUACCUUCUGUCUGGCCAGCUUUCAGUAUUCCUUCCUCUUCUGUGUCCAUACCUACAAGUUGGCCAGCUUCAUGCCAUCAUGGCUGCUGCCAAUCUUCCCGGUCAUGCUUUCAGGAACAAUUGCCUCGGUUAUCGCAAAAGAACAGCCCGUGACUACUAGAAUGCCAAUUCUUGUGGCUGGACUUGGCUGUCAAGGAUUGGGAUUUACGGUGGCCAUAUUGAUGUAUGCCCAUUACAUUGGAAGGCUUAUGCAAGUUGGCUAUCCAGACCGUGAGCACCGUGGGGCCAUGUUCAUCGCCGUCGGCCCACCGUCUUUCACAUGCCUUGCCCUCAUUGGCAUGGCCAACGCCCUCCCGGACAACUUUGAUCUACAGAUGGACGGUCUCAUCGACGCCAAAGUACUUCGCACAAUGGCUCUUGUCGUUGCGCUGUUCCUCUGGGUACUCGCCAUGUGGUUCUUUAUGAUCACGCUUGUUGCAGUUCUCAAUUCAUGGGCAGAUUCGUCAUCGCCACCAUCAGUAUAG
Plenodomus lingam JN3 is the source of this 1611-nucleotide messenger RNA. Lineage: Eukaryota; Fungi; Ascomycota; Dothideomycetes; Pleosporales; Leptosphaeriaceae. The record is from RefSeq and is a predicted model, not a curated record.